Messenger RNA from Perca fluviatilis (European perch), 2707 nucleotides. RefSeq names its product vitamin D 25-hydroxylase (gene cyp2r1). Gene Ontology annotation, cellular component: intracellular membrane-bounded organelle; cytoplasm. NCBI's taxonomy places the organism in Eukaryota, Metazoa, Chordata, Actinopteri, Perciformes, Percidae. Gene Ontology annotation, molecular function: oxidoreductase activity, acting on paired donors, with incorporation or reduction of molecular oxygen, reduced flavin or flavoprotein as one donor, and incorporation of one atom of oxygen; heme binding; iron ion binding. The transcript has 5 exons. The record is from RefSeq and is a predicted model, not a curated record. Bases 331 to 1869 code for a protein of 512 amino acids. Gene Ontology annotation, biological process: xenobiotic metabolic process.
AACACGUAGCCUACAGCGCUGGUCUGCACCAACGUUUUACAACUUUAAUAAUGGGUUUGAUGAAGUGCAGUGCGACUUUGUCGCUUUUAUGGCGUGUUGCUCCAUCUGUAGGUUCAUUAAAAGCAACCAAAAAAUGAUCCGGGUUAUUGAUCAAGAGCAGAACAAAGUUCACCAACAGUUGCCUCUGACUUUUCUGGCCAAUCUUAGCUUUAGAGGCGGGGGGAUAGAAAAUGUGCAAGAUGAUAGCCUACAUAUGUGCUUCGGUUGCUCUGAGGAGAAGCCGGAGUCAGCGGAGGUAGUCUAGCAGUGGAAGAGCAACUUUUAGAGAAGAUGGUUUCAGUGAAAUCGCCGUAUCUGGUGCCGGUGUCCUGCGCCCAGGCUCUGCUCGGUGUGGGCUGUCUAACUGUCGCCUGCCUCGCUUUCCUGCUGGUUCGCCAGCUCGUCAAGCAGAGAAGACCCCCGGGCUUUCCUCCUGGUCCAUCUCCCAUCCCAGUGAUAGGGAACAUCAUGUCUCUGGCCACCGAGCCGCACGUCUUCCUCAAGAAGCAGAGUGAAGUUCAUGGACAGAUUUUCAGUCUCGACCUGGGAGGCAUCUUGACAGUGGUAUUAACUGGAUAUGACUGCGUCAGGGAAUGCCUUUACCAUCAAAGUGAGGUGUUUGCUGAUCGCCCAUCGCUGCCUUUAUUCAUAAAAAUGACCAAAAUGGGUGGGCUUCUCAAUUGUAAAUAUGGCAAAGCCUGGAUUGAACACCGUAAACUGGCUUGCAACUCUUUCCGUUAUUUCGGCAGCGGCCAGAGACAGUUUGAAAGGAAGAUCUCGGAGGAGUGCAUGUUCUUUGUCGAUGCCAUUGACGAACACAAAGGAAAGCCCUUCAACCCCAAACACCUGGUGACCAACGCUGUGUCCAACAUUACCAACCUGAUCAUUUUUGGACAGCGUUUUACUUACGACGACCGCAACUUCCAGCACAUGAUUGAGAUAUUCAGUGAGAACGUGGAGCUAGCAGUCAGCGGCUGGGCCCUCCUCUACAACGCCUUCCCUUGGAUUGAGUAUGUGCCCUUUGGAAAACACCAGAAGCUGUUCCGCAAUGCUGCUGAGGUGUAUGACUUCUUGCUGCAGGUUAUAAAGGAUUUCUCACAGGGCAGGGUGCCACAUGCACCUCGCCACUAUGUUGAUGCCUAUUUGGAUGAGUUGGAGCAGAAUGCAGGAGAACCCAGCUCUUCUUUUUCCUAUGAGAACCUCAUCUACUCAGUGGGUGAGCUUAUUAUUGCUGGCACAGAGACCACUACUAACACCCUGCGAUGGGCCAUGCUGUACAUGGCUCUCUACCCCAACAUACAAGAGAGGGUGCACAGAGAGAUCGACAGCUUGCUGGCCAAUGGGAGAGCACCCACUUUUGAGGACAAACAGAAGAUGCCUUACGUAGAGGCUGUUCUACACGAGAUCCUUCGCUUUUGCAACAUUGUCCCACUUGGUAUUUUCCGUGCCACCUCCCAGGAUGCAAAAGUCAACGGAUACACAAUUCCCAAAGGCACCAUGGUGAUCACAAACCUCUACUCAGUGCACUUUGAUGAGAAGUACUGGAACGAUCCAGGCGUUUUCUCACCACAGAGGUUUCUGGACAGCAAUGGCAACUUUGUGAGGCGUGAGGCAUUCCUGCCAUUCUCCUUGGGGAGGCGUUGCUGCCUGGGCGAACAGCUGGCCAGGAUGGAGAUGUUCCUAUUUUUCACCACUUUGCUGCAGAGGUUUCAUCUUCAGUUCCCUCCAGGAACAAUUCCCACUGUCACUCCCAAACUGGGCAUGACCUUACAGCCCAAACCUUACUCCAUCUGUGCUGUCCGCAGGCAGCAGAAAAGUCCCUGCUCUUGAGACGCUCCUUAUCACGGGUGGGCAAGCAGGAAUUUAUAACAGCUUGUUCAACUGUUCAAGCCAGAAUUUGACUAUUUUGCACAGCAAUGCAACCACAUGAUACAGCUGCAAAAAAACUGUAUCGCUCUGGAUUGUAGCGUCCAGUUCCACUGCGUCACAGUUUUCAGUGACAAAAGUAGCUUGACACACGGACACGUAAUCCAGUUUAUUCAAUUACUCUUGAAUUCUUUUACUGAGCAAAAUGCAUGUUUGCACAAUACUUUUUUAUUUUUUUUAUUUUAAAGAUUAUUUUGGGGGGCUUUUCCCUUUAUUACAUAGAGACAGUGGAUAGGCAUGAAAGGGGGAGAGAGAUGGGGGAUGACACGCAGCAAAGGGCAUCAGAUUUGAACCCGCGCCGCUGCAGGACUCAGCCAAAAUGGGGCGAACGCUCUUACUGGGUGAGAUAGAGGCCGCCCCAGCGCAAUACCUUUAAGCAGCACGGGAGGCGACACGACUCGAUGCUGAAAGCUGACAUUCUGGGAAUACUCAGGUGCUAUUUUCUCAUCAUGUCUGUGAUCCUUGGUGUGGUGGCGAUGGGUUAGGUAGAUGUCAAUGAUUGAUAGUAAGUACACCUUUGAUGGUUCAUAGCCCUCCAUCCUCAGAAAAAUGACACCACUGAUUUAUACUGGUGAGGUGAAAUGGGACUUUCCAGGAAAUUUCUGUACACUGUGUUAGAGCUGGACGAGGGCCAAGGUUUACGUCAUGUGGACUGACUCUGACCUUCUCCAGGGAUAGCGCUCUCUGGAAAUGAAGGGUAAUGUAACCCUGGUGGAUUUCUAGAAACUGACUAUGCAACACU